GUGCUCCGCAGGGGUGGGGGGGCUGGCUGUGCCCGCUCCCCGCCUGGUUUUGUGUGCAGAGGACGCGGCGCAGGUGCGGGAUCGGCGCGCGACAGGAUCAUCGUCUGCACCAAAGAGGAUGACCUUUCAACGCCUUUCGAUGCCCUAGCACUGAAGCCAGGCCUUGAACCCGCCAAGAUGUCCUAUUUCACCAGCCAUUUCUGGGGGGAGAAGAGCCAUGGCUUUGAGGUGCUGUACCAGAACAUGAAGCAGGGCCAGGUCUCGGCCAAGGAGCUGGCCGACUUUGUCCGGGAGAGGGCAGCGGUGGAAGAAGCCUACGCCAAGUCCAUGGCCAAGAUGUCCAAGCUGGCCGGCAGCAGUACCCAGUUGGGGACGUUCGCCCCGCUGUGGGAAGUAUUCCGCAUCUCGUCGGAUAAACUGGCGCUCUGCCACCUGGAGUUGGCCCGGAGGUUGCAGGACCUGCUGCGCGAAGUGGGGCGCUACACAGAGGAGCAGAGCAGGACCCACAAGAAGUCUAAGGAAGAGGUGUCGGGGACGCUGGAGGCGGUGCAGGCGCUGCAGGGUGCGACACAGCUGCUGCCCAAGGCCAGGGAGGCCUUCCAGAGCCGUGGGAUGGAGCUGGAUCGCCUGCGCAGGGAGGGUGCCGGGCCCAAGGAGGUUGAGAAGGCGGAGCUGAAGUCCCGGAAGGCGGCAGAGGCGCUGCGUCGUGCGGCGGAGAAGUACAACUUUGCGCGGAGCGACUUUGAGCGCAAGAUGCGGGACUCAGCCGCGCGCUUCCAGGAAGUGGAGGAGUCCCACCUGCAGCAGAUGAAAGCCCUGAUUGGCUCCUUCAUCCACUCGGUGGAAGACGCCCACGUCCAGAUUGGGCAGGUCCAUGAAGAGUUCAAGCAAAACAUGGAGAACAUCGGGGUGGAGACUUUGCUCAGGAACUUUGCUGAAAGCAAAGGCACCGGGCGACACCCACCAGGGCCCUUGGACUUUGAGGAGCUCAGCUUGGCACCUUUGCAGGAAGGUCCGAAGCGAACCCGCAGCAAGGCCUUCCGCAUCCCUGGUUUGGGCCGAAAGGAGCGUGAAAGGGACUCUGUGGAGUCUCCGGACGCUGAGUCAACACCUCCCGAAGUUGAUGAGGAAGGCUUCACCGUCCGGCCAGAAACGGACCGGAAUGGCCCAGCCCCCUGCGGCCUGUGCUGCUCAUCCAGCGACUCGGACUUUGAGGGGGAGGAAGAGGGAGAGGGGCCCCACAAGUUCUACAUCCGGAUCAAGCCCCUCCAGACCAAGGAGCAGCAGCCACAGCAGCUACAACAACCACAGCAGCAGCCCCCGUGGUCAAGCAACAGCACAGCCGCAGCUGCUGCCCAGGCCUCCAUGGAGCAGCUCAAAGCCUCGGUGGGGAGCCUCAUCCUGGGGCCCGGCAUCGGCAUCGGGAACACCGUGAAGAGGCAUUCCUCCCGGCAUUUGAAAUCCCUGGCUGCAGCUGCGGCUGUGGCGGAUUCUUCAGCUGACUCGAAUGUCGCUCCGAUCGGCCCAAGGAAGAAGAUGACCCCUUGUUUGACCAAUAGUUGCAACACCAAUGCGGACCCCGAGCCCCUUUCCGCCAAUGCGCUCUUUGGGCCUCCCUUGGAAUCUGCCUUUGAAAAUGAGGACUUUGCAGGCUCUGCCUCCCGGCUGCUGCCCUCGAGCCCCUCCCCCUUCUCCUCCCCCUCCCCCGAGAACAUAGGGGACUCUGGCCUGGACUCACCCCCACCUCCCUCCAUGGCAGCCUCCGACCCUGCCCAUGUGGGGGGGAGGAGAUGGCGGGUCCCCGACCCCUGGGUGCCUCAGGCCCCACCCACCAGGCCCUCUGUGUGGGGCCCUCCACCCCCUGGGGGCUCCCCAGACCCCCUCCCCCCAGCAGAGGGCCUGCACCAGAGGGUGCCCUCUGGGGGUGGGGGUGGGGAGGGGGACAGCUGCCUCUCCUCCAACUCUGCCUCCUCCUCCUCCUCCUCCCCUGCUCCCCCCAGCAUCAGCAGUGGGGACUCCGCCUCCAGCCCCUCCCCUUGGGGGGGCUCCCACGGAAGGGAACUCCCCGAGGACACGCCCCUGCGUACCGACCCCAUCGGGUCGCCCGCUGUGGGCUCCAUGGUGCCCCCCCCACGGCGCCCCCAUUCCAAGCGCCCCUCGGCCAUUCCGGCUGCUUGCCUGGCCAGCGAGACGCCCCGGUCCCUGAGCCCUUCCCGGCUCUGGAGUCUGUCAGCCCCCUCAAGUGCCGCCGAACGGGCUUUCUUUGUAGCCACUCAGCCCGGGAUCGGAGUGUCGAGGGGUCCCUCCCCAGUGGUUCCAGGCUCCCAGGGGGGGCUCCCAGUAGCCACCGCCUUCACGGAAUACGUCCACGCUUUCUUCAAGGGCCACAGCCCCGACAGCUGCCUGGUCAAGGUCACAGGGGAGAUGACCAUGUCCUUCCCGGCGGGGAUCCUGCGCGCCUUCAAUGGCUGCCCUUCAGCCCCAGUCCUGAGCUUCCGCCUUCUUUGGACGACAGCCAUUGACCACUUCCUGCCCAGCCCUGACCUCCUCUUCAGCGACCCCUCCCAGAGUGACCCCUCCAGCCGGGACUUCUGGCUCAAUAUGGCCGCCUUGACCACCCAGCUCCAACGGCAGGCUGACCACUCCCCGGGGGCCCCUUACUACAACAUCACGCUGCUCAGAUACCAGUUUUCGAAGCAAGGCCAGGCCUGGGCUCCUUUGCAACUGGCGGUCAGCUGGGACUGUGACCCGGAGGCCACUCGCGUCUGCGUUGACUACGGCUACAACAAAGCAGGGGCUCUGGCCAUUCCUCCAGCCACCCUCACCAAUGUCCAGGUGCUGCUGCCCAUUGAGGAACCAGCCGCCAAUGUCCGGCCACAGCCCAAGGCCACCUGGAAUCCGGAGGAGAAGCGCUUGCAAUGGCAGCUGGGGGACAUGCAUUCAGGCUCAGGCCGGCUGACAGCCAGUUGGCAACCCCUGGAGGGCCCCAGCCGCCCGGUCCUGGUGGCUGCCCAGUUCUCCAGCGAGGGGGGCUGCAUCUCGGGGGCUGGCGUGGAGCUGCUGGGCAGUGGGUUCCGGAUGUCCCUAGUCAAGAAGCGCUUUGCCACCGGCAUUUAUCUCGCCGGCUUGUGAACAGUGGUGACCCUUCUGACUGUUUAUUUUAGCAUUAUCGUUAUUAUUAUUUUUGAGAGAAUAUAUUUGUGUGUUUUUAAAUUAUUAUUAUUAUCAUAGGAUUCGGUUUUAAAAACACUGGAUUUUGUGACACUGGAAGGCCCGGAUGCAAAGUUUCGUUUUAUUUUGUUUUUUGAGAAGAAAAGAUAACUGACUGGCUUCUCCGUCAAUCAUCCUGUUGUUACUCUUUUAAUAUCAAAAGAAUAUAUUGUUUUUUUCUAAUUAAAAAAAUGCAUCAGUUUGUAGGUUCGGGCCAUCAUUGGCUUUAAUAAAAAUGGAGCAAAAAGUGCAAUGUUUUUUACCCAUUUGAACACAAGCUGCCGUGGACGAUGGGCACUGUGAUUCAAUGGCAUUUGGGGGCCUUUCUGUUGCUCCCUGUUGGGUGUAUUUCUCAUAUUAUAUUUCAUUCUUUGCAUUAUUGAUAUUAUAUUUUCAUACUUUCAUUAAAUGUAUUUUCUUAUUUUUCAUUA
This is a messenger RNA of Anolis sagrei ordinatus, 3641 nucleotides long. NCBI's taxonomy places the organism in Eukaryota, Metazoa, Chordata, Lepidosauria, Squamata, Anolidae. The record is from RefSeq and is a predicted model, not a curated record.